Molecule: messenger RNA, 1252 nt
Organism: Dryobates pubescens (Downy woodpecker)
Lineage: Eukaryota; Metazoa; Chordata; Aves; Piciformes; Picidae
Product: cytochrome b-245 light chain
Exons: 6
Coding region: 74-625 (183 amino acids)
Biological process (GO): superoxide anion generation
Cellular component (GO): NADPH oxidase complex
Molecular function (GO): heme binding
Source: RefSeq, a predicted model, not a curated record
CCGUACAGCCGCGGCCGCCUUCCGGGUCGGGACGAACCGAGCGGAGCCGAACGGGACCGAGCCGGACCGAGCCAUGGGGCAGAUCGAGUGGGCCAUGUGGGCUAACGAGCAGGCUCUGGCGGCCGGGCUCAUCAUGCUGACAGGUGGGAUCGUGGCCGUGGCAGGGCAGUUCAAGGGCUGGUACUUUGCAGCCUAUGCCAUCGGGGCAGGCGUCCUGGUCUGCCUGCUUGAGUACCCCAGGAGCAAGAGGCAGAAGGGCUCCACCAUGGAGAGGUGUGGCCAGAAGUACUUGACAGCAGUGGUGAAGGUGUUUGGGCCCCUCACAAGGAAUUACUACAUCCGAGCCGUCCUGCACGCCGCCCUGGCUGUUCCUGCUGGUUUCCUCCUCUCCACCAUCCUGGGCACCGUCUGCCUGGCCAUCGCAAGUGGCAUCUACCUGCUGGCGGCAGUGCGUGGGGAAGAGUGGAGACCCAUCGAGCAGAAGCCUCGGGAGCCACUGCACAAGGUGGAGACCAUCAAGCAGCCACCCAGCAACCCCCCGCCCCGGCCCCCCGCCGAUGCCCGCAAGAAGCAGCCAGCGGAGGUGGGGGGGCAGGUGAACCCCAUCCCUGUAGAGGCUGAAUAAUGGGGCUGGGGGGACACCCCCUGCUGCUGUGCCGCUCGUGCUGCUGCUUCCCAGCUGCACCCUGGCCCCUCAACCAGGAAAAAUCAGGGUGCCUGGCUCCUGGGGAUCCUCAAAUCCCUGGGCUCCCCUGCUCCUGGGGAUACCCAAAUCCUCAGGGAUUCUCAGCUUCUCAGGAGGCUUUCCAGCUCCUGUGGGCUCCCAAACUCUUGGGGAUCCCCAAGUCCCCAGGGAUACUCAGCUCCCUGGGGGAUCUCCAGCUCCCAAAGGCUCCCCAGCUCCUGGGCAUCCCCAAAUCCUGAGGGUGCUCAGCUCCAUGAGGAGCCUCAGUUCCUGGGGAUGCCCAGAUGCCUGGAGAUGCUCGGCUGCCCAAGGUUUCCCCAAGGAUGUUCAGCUCCCUGUAGAAGCCCCAGGUCUCCAAGCAGCCCCCAUUUCCCCAGGGGACCCCCAAAUCCUUGUGGAACCCCAGCUCUGUGGGGGGAUCCCCAGCUCCCUGAGGGGCCCCCAGGCCCUGCAGCCCCAGGGGAUGGAGGGACUCGGGCUCCUGUGCUCCUCCUGCUGGCUCUCGCUGGGAUUUUGUCACUUCUGCCAUUGCUGUUGCAAUAAAAGCUGGGCAAGGCUCUGGCUCCC